AUGAUUGUUGGAUUAUCGCGGUCAGAACUAUUAGACUGGAUCAAUCGUGAUUUCGAGGCAGGAUACAGUAACAUAGAACAAUGUGGUAGCGGUGCAGUUUACUGCCAAAUAUUUGACUCGAUUUAUCCUGGUCGCAUACCUGUUGGAAAAAUACACUUCGAACCAAGGCAGGAUUAUCAGAUAUUGUCCAACUACAAGCUUCUUCAGAUGGGAUUCAAUAAGGUGGGACUUACAAGAGAGGUUCCUGUGGAAAGAUUGAUGAAGUUUCGAAUGCAGGACAACUUGGAGUUCCUCCAGUGGUUUUGCAAGCUACAGGCGAAUGCUCAGCGUCAUGGAAUCAGUAAUGUGAGCAGUGUGCCUAGUAGGAAACCUUUAGCCUCAAGUCAUAUCAACAGACCGACCAACCAUGCAAGAGUUACCCCAGCAAGAUCGAUAUCGGGGCGAUCCAUGCCUUCAAGAUCGAUACAUAAGGAGUUGGGAUCCCAUUCUCGAAACUUUUCCGGAGAACCGACCGUCAAGCAUUCAAAUGGUUUGAAUACAAAAUCCGAAAGUACAGUCUACACUCCUCGCCGGGCCAUUAGUGGAGAAACUGGUGGUGCCAGAAGUAGCAUACGGAGAUCCUCCGGAAUACGGACUAGGUCUCUGACUUCACCCGAUUACAGUGAUGCCCAAAUGAAAAAGUUGAAAAAGCAGGUGGAGGAACUCCAAGGCAAGCUUAGUGAGGCAGCAGAGACUCAGGAGAGCCUUGAAUACGAAAGGAAUUUUUACUUCUCGAAGCUGCGCCAAAUUGAAAUCAUCUGCCAAAACUUGAACGACAAGAUUCAGCAAGAUAAGGAUUCGAUAGAUAUCACUGUGCCAGAGUUGGUUCAGCAUGUUCAGGAGAUUUUGUACAGUAUGGUGGAGGGCUUUGAGGUUCCAGAUGAUAAUGAAGCAGGCAGUGAGGCCGGAGAUUUUAAUGACUCGGGUAUACUUUCUGGUUCUCCUCUUAAUCAAUCACCACUUAGCAACAGUCUUAGCGGUACACCGGAGCACUCGGCUCAUGCUGGAAUCCCUGACUCCGUCGAUGCAUACAAUGACAAUUCGUUUACUAACAAGUCUGGUGCAGAAGAUCCCGAUGCUUUAAAGAUAUUGGAAGAAGAAACAUUUUGA
This is a messenger RNA of Brettanomyces bruxellensis, 1149 nucleotides long. RefSeq lists its product as uncharacterized. The record is from RefSeq and is a predicted model, not a curated record. The transcript has a single exon. Gene Ontology annotation, molecular function: microtubule plus-end binding. Gene Ontology annotation, cellular component: microtubule plus-end; microtubule organizing center; cytoplasmic microtubule. NCBI's taxonomy places the organism in Eukaryota, Fungi, Ascomycota, Pichiomycetes, Pichiales, Pichiaceae. Bases 1 to 1149 code for a protein of 382 amino acids. Gene Ontology annotation, biological process: regulation of microtubule polymerization or depolymerization; spindle assembly; protein localization to microtubule plus-end.